AGAGAUAAAGGGGGCAGCGGGACCAGGCCUACCAGCCAUCUGCACUGCCCACACAAACCGCAGGGCCGAAUCCGGAGUGGCCCGAGGGCCACACAGCCCUGCCGAGUGUGCGGAUGCUUCUGUGACCUUGUGAAGGUGAUAGAAAAAGGCUGCUUGAAAAGCUGUCUAAGACACUUUGAGUAAGUAGUUACUUUUGAGAAACAGGGCCUGCUUGGAAUGUGUACUUGGUGGGAUUCUAUUGUUCGGAACACUUCUUUCUUCUGAGAUCCCCGACGGCUGUGGUGGGUGGCACAGGCAGGCCCUUCCUCUCCUAGUUAGGUCCUGGCAGCUCUGAGGCAGUGGUUUACACAACCAAGGCGAAACGCGUCUAGGAUCCACCCGAUUCCUCCCCUCAUUGAUAUUCAGGAGGCAGCUCUCCUUCCCCUGCCUUCAGUGCAAGUUUGCAGAGCUUUUGUUUCAUCUGUGAAUAGUUCUUGCUGGUAGUCCCUCGCCCGGAGACCAGUGCUCCCAGCAGCCGUGGCCGGGAGAUAAAGAACUGGUGACAGGUGGCUGUACACUCAGCACAGCAGUGGUGUCCCUGAGUGCCAUGACCCAGGAGCCAUUCAGAGAGGAGCUGGCCUAUGACCGGAUGCCCACGUUGGAGCGGGGCCGGCAAGACCCCACCAGCUACGCCCCGGAUGUGAAGCCAAAUGACCUGCAGCUGUCGAAGAGACUGCCCCCCUGCUUCAGCCACAAGAUGUGGGUCUUCUCCGUGUUGAUGGGGAGCUGCCUCCUCGUGACGUCGGGGUUUUCGCUGUACCUGGGGAACGUGUUCCCUGCCGAGAUGGAUUACUUGCGCUGUGCUGCAGGCUCGUGCAUCCCCUCAGCAAUUGUGAGCUUCACUGUCUCCAGGAGGAACGCCAACAUGAUUCCCAACUUUCAGAUAUUGUUUGUUUCCACAUUUGCUGUGACCACUACGUGUUUAAUUUGGUUUGGAUGCAAACUAGUCCUGAACCCAUCCGCAAUAAACAUCAACUUCAACCUCAUCCUGCUGCUCCUGCUGGAGCUGCUCAUGGCGGCCACAGUGAUCAUCUCUGCACGGUCCAGCGAGGAGUACUGCAAGAAGAAGAAGGCCUCCAUGGCUGACAGCGCCAACAUUUUGGAAGAAGUGCCGUUUCCUGCUCGGGUCCUGAAAUCUUAUUCAGUGGUUGAGGUGAUCGCUGGCAUCUCUGCUGUCCUCGGGGGGAUCAUUGCUCUGAACGUGGAUGACUCGGUCUCCGGUCCGCACCUCUCGGUGACGUUCUUUUGGAUCCUAGUGGCGUGCUUUCCAAGUGCCAUUGCCAGUCAUGUGACAGCAGAGUGUCCUAGCAAGUGUCUGGUGGAAGUGCUGAUUGCCAUAAGCAGCCUCACAUCUCCGCUGCUGUUCACAGCCUCUGGAUAUCUGUCGUUCAGCGUCAUGAGAAUCGUGGAGAUGUUUAAAGAUUACCCGCCAGCCAUAAAACCUUCCUAUGAUGUACUCCUGCUGCUGCUGCUGCUGGUGCUCCUGCUGCAGGCUGGCCUCAACACGGGCACCACCAUCCAGUGUGUGCGCUUCAAGGUCAGCACAAGGCUGCAGGGUGCGUCCUGGGACACCCCGACCUGCCCACAGGAACGCCUGGCUGGGGAGCAGGUGUCCAGGAGCCCCCUGAAGGAGUUUGACAAGGAGAAGGCCUGGAGAGCCGUCGUGGUGCAAAUGGCCCAGUGACCCCCAGAUAGGGAAACUGGGCAGCAGCGCCCAGCCUGGCCCCGAGCGCAGAACUGCAGAGCCCCUAAUUGCCCUGAACUGCUGCUUCUAACACCUCCCUUUCCCUUGUGUGAGGGCAGACCAGGCUGCAGGUGGGGUCUUCAACUCCUAGGGUAGUUUAAUUUUAAAAUAGGCCAAUGUUGGCUAUUCUGUGCCUCAGAUCAGUCAGUUCCAAACGGCUCCCAUGUCCUAAUAGCAGGAGCAUGGCUGCAGCUUCCCAGGCUGAGGAAGGGCCCUGGCUCAGCCUCUGAGAGUCCCCCUGAGCAGGCCCCAGCCCACCUCUCUUGUAGCUUGGGCUGGAGUGGACUCUCCCACUGUGGUCUCUGACUCUCCGGCCCACUCUGACCCGCUUCCUCCCUCCACUCUUAGUCUAUCCCAGGCGCUCAGUCAGCCUGGUGGGACCUUACCCACUUCCCUGCAAGGUGCACCUGCCUUAGGCUCAGCCUGCCCAGCAGCGCUUCCUGGACAGUGAGAGCAAGGCUGGGCACCGCUGUCCUGGCUGGAGAGCCUCGGGGGCCGCUCCUCCAGAGCCCAGGUGCAAGUGACACAGGCUGCCUUCGCUCUCCCAGGUGAAAUCCACACCGGCUUGCCCGCUGUCAUGGGCACCUGAUGCAGACCCCACCCCGUCUGCAGGACACCCCUGCCUCCGUCAGCUCCGAGGCCAGGGGCCAGGUGGGGUCAGCUCCUGGGAAUGGGGUGGGAGCUGCAGGGACAGCACGGGGAGAGCUGAUGUCUUCUUGGGGGCAGACGAGAGAGUUUCAGAGCCAGAAUGAGGCACCUGGGGAGUUUUUUACUGGCUCACACUUUCUUAUCUUAGAGAGCUUAACAAAUCCGGACAGAUGGGUUUAAAAGAACUGUCUCUUUCAAUCUACAUUUUUGUUUAAUACGCUUGAGCAAUAAACGCCGACUUGUAGA
Callithrix jacchus (white-tufted-ear marmoset) is the source of this 2677-nucleotide messenger RNA. RefSeq names its product modulator of VRAC current 1 (gene MLC1). Gene Ontology annotation, biological process: regulation of response to osmotic stress. The record is from RefSeq and is a predicted model, not a curated record. NCBI's taxonomy places the organism in Eukaryota, Metazoa, Chordata, Mammalia, Primates, Cebidae. Gene Ontology annotation, cellular component: endoplasmic reticulum; cytoplasmic vesicle; plasma membrane.